Molecule: messenger RNA, 5419 nt
Organism: Kogia breviceps (pygmy sperm whale)
Lineage: Eukaryota; Metazoa; Chordata; Mammalia; Artiodactyla; Physeteridae
Gene: MORC2
Product: MORC family CW-type zinc finger 2
Cellular component (GO): nucleus
Molecular function (GO): zinc ion binding
Source: RefSeq, a predicted model, not a curated record
GCGGAGGCCUCAGGGGCUUGGGGCGUCGGGGAGUGCGCGAGGCGGCCCGGGUUGUGUGCAGUGGCGGAGACAAAGCGGUGGCUGAGGUGGCAGUGGCGGCAGCGGCAGUGGCGGCGGAGCAGACCUAAACGCCGAAGUUUGUGGUGCUGAGUCCGGUCACCAUCUCAACCAGCGCGGCGCGCGGGCGGCUGCUCUCGCGGCGGAGGCGGCAGCGGCGGAGGCGGAGGCGGCGGCAGCACAUGGUUCCAAGAGCGCGCUGCGGUUGUUGGGUUCCAAUUCCGUGGGGAGGGACAAAGGCAGCUGUGAGCGCCGGGCAACGCCCGGUAGGGUGGUGCGCUCGCCACUGCCCUCGAUCCAGGCCUUGAAAGCUGGGACUAACUCCUCUCCGUGAGGAGGAGACCACGGGACCGAGGCCCAGUCAGGGCCUGAGAGGCUGAGGCCGUUGUCUGAGGGAAGUGGGGGAGGGGCGCGGCCCGCCUGAGUUAAUUUGGGCGGGUCAAUUCUGUAGCUACUUAGUGGGUCAUUGUGAGGUAAUUUGACCCACUACCUUGACGAAAUUGGGGCACACAGCAAGCUAGGUUUGGUCCAGGCUUUGAAAACAGAAAUCAGUCUUCAGCGCUUAGGAGAUCUUUCAGUUGGGAGGUGGUGAAGCCGGAACUAACGCCAUAUGCACUUCAUCAACAUCGUGGUCACCAGACUGGGGCUAAUUUAAGGAUCCUGGGAUCAUUGAUGGCGAAGACAUGGGUGGUUGUCCAGUUUUAUGACUGAAGGUGCUGUUUCCGGAUUGGUAAGUUUCCUCGCAGGAAAUUUAGAGGAACAACAACAAAAAAGCCUCGAAGAACAUGAAGAUGGAGCAGUAAUUAAAUCACCAACUCCAGUAUCAUCUACUCUGGGACCAACCACAUUCCACUCCGUGAACUGUUGCAAAUUAACGCUGAAGCUCCAUAAGACUACACGUUUAUGACGUAGUUCCUUCCAAAAUAUUACAUCAUAGUCAUUGAGAAGAUUUAAAAAAAUGUAAAGGAGAAAUCGAUUUUUAUUUUAGACAUCCUUUUUAAUAUAUCUUGGUUAGAUACUAGAUAACCUUGUUUAACUAAGGAGCACAGAUUUACCAAACCUUUACUGGAAGGAAUCCUGAAAAAUCUGUUCCAUUGUAAGCUUAUAGUUCCCAGUUAGUGGGUAAAGAACUGGAGACCUCACUGCACUCAUGGCUUUCACAAAUUACAGCAGUCUGAAUCGAGCUCAGCUAACCUUUGACUAUCUACACACAAAUUCAACCACUCAUGAAUUCUUGUUUGGUGCUCUUGCUGAACUAGUUGAUAAUGCAAGAGAUGCUGAUGCCACCAGAAUCGAUAUUUAUGCAGAAAGGCGAGAGGACCUUCGCGGAGGGUUUAUGCUUUGUUUUUUGGAUGAUGGAGCAGGAAUGGAUCCAAGUGAUGCUGCCAGUGUGAUCCAGUUUGGGAAGUCAGCCAAGCGAACGCCUGAGUCCACCCAGAUUGGGCAGUACGGGAAUGGGUUAAAAUCGGGCUCGAUGCGCAUUGGGAAGGAUUUUAUCCUCUUCACCAAGAAGGAAGAGACCAUGACCUGUCUCUUCCUGUCGCGUACCUUUCACGAGGAGGAAGGCAUUGAUGAAGUGAUCGUCCCAUUGCCCACCUGGAAUGCUCGGACCCGAGAACCUGUCACAGACAACGUGGAGAAGUUUGCCAUCGAGACGGAACUCAUCUAUAAGUAUUCUCCCUUCCGCAAUGAAGAGGAAGUGAUGACUCAGUUCAUGAAGAUUCCUGGGGACAGUGGAACGCUGGUGAUCAUCUUCAAUCUCAAACUCAUGGAUAAUGGAGAGCCAGAGCUGGACAUAAUCUCAAAUCCAAGAGAUAUCCAGAUGGCAGAGACUUCCCCGGAGGGCACGAAGCCAGAGCGCCGCUCCUUCCGCGCCUAUGCUGCCGUGCUCUACAUUGAUCCCCGGAUGCGGAUCUUCAUCCACGGGCACAAGGUGCAGACCAAGAGGCUCUCCUGCUGCCUCUACAAGCCCAGGAUGUACAAGUACACAUCAAGCCGGUUCAAGACCCGCGCGGAGCAGGAGGUGAAGAAAGCUGAGCACGUGGCACGGAUUGCUGAAGAGAAGGCAAGGGAGGCGGAGAGCAAAGCUCGGACGUUAGAAGUGCGCCUGGGCGGAGACCUCACGCGGGACUCCAGGGUGAUGUUGCGACAGGUCCAGAACACGGCCAUUACCCUUCGCAGAGAAGCUGAUGUCAAGAAGCGGAUCAAGGAGGCCAAGCAGCGAGCGCUUAAAGAACCCAAGGAACUGAACUUUGUUUUUGGGGUCAACAUUGAACACCGGGACCUGGACGGCAUGUUCAUCUACAACUGUAGCCGCCUGAUCAAGAUGUAUGAGAAAGUGGGCCCACAGCUGGAAGGGGGCAUGGCAUGUGGCGGGGUCGUUGGGGUUGUAGAUGUGCCCUACCUGGUCCUAGAACCUACACACAACAAGCAGGACUUUGCUGAUGCCAAGGAGUACCGGCACCUGCUGCGGGCGAUGGGGGAGCACCUGGCGCAGUACUGGAAGGACAUCGCCAUUGCCCAGCGGGGAAUCAUCAAGUUCUGGGAUGAGUUCGGCUACCUCUCUGCCAACUGGAACCAGCCUCCAUCCAGUGAGCUGCGUUACAAACGGCGGAGAGCUAUGGAAAUCCCAACCACCAUCCAGUGUGAUUUGUGUCUGAAGUGGCGGACCCUCCCCUUCCAGCUUAGUUCUGUGGAAAAAGAUUACCCUGACACCUGGGUUUGCUCCAUGAACCCUGAUCCUGAGCAGGACCGGUGUGAGGCUUCUGAACAGAAGCAGAAGGUUCCCCUGGGGACGUUCAGAAAGGAUCUGAAGACACAGGAAGAGAAGCAGAAGCAACUGACAGAGAAAAUUCGCCAGCAGCAGGAGAAGCUGGAGGCCCUGCAGAAAACCACACCCAUCCGCUCCCAAGCUGACCUGAAGAAAUUGCCCUUGGAAGUGACCACCAGACCUUCCACUGAGGAACCUGCACGUAGACCUCAGCGUCCUCGGUCACCUCCUUUACCUGCUGUGAUCAAGAAUGCCCCGAGCAGACCCCCUUCCCUGCAGGCUCCCAGACCAGCCAGCCAGCCCCGAAAGGCUCCUGUUGUCGGCAGUGUCCCAAAGCCUCCUGCCCUGACAGCGCGGGAGGAGGCCAGUACUUCCAGGCUGCUCCAGCCUCCUGAGGUGCCCCGAAAGCCUGCCAACACUCCAGUCAAGACUGCAUCCCGGCCCGCCCCUCCCGCACAGCCACCGUCACCAUCUCUGCUGCCCAACUCCAAGAGCCCUCGGGAGGUCCCCGCCCCCCGAGCCAUCAAGACUCCAGUGGUCAAGAAGCCGGAGCCACCCAGUAAACUCUCCGUGGCCACUCCUGGUCGGAAGCGGAGUCUUGGGGUCUCUGAUGAGGAAGAAGCCGAGGAAGAGGCUGAGAGGAGGAAAGAGAGGUCCAAGCGGGGCAAGUUUGCUGUGAAGGAGGAAAAAAAGGACUUGAAUGAGCUCUCAGACAGUGCUGGGGAAGAGGACUCAGCUGACCUCAAGAACGCUCAGAAAGAUAAAGGGCUGCACGUGGAGGUGCGUGUGAACAGGGAGUGGUACACAGGCCGUGUCACAGCCGUGGAGUUGGGCAAGAACGUGGUGCGGUGGAAGGUGAAAUUUGACUAUGUGCCCACGGACACAACACCAAGAGACCGCUGGGUGGAGAAAGGCAGUGAGGAUGUGCGGUUGAUGAAGCCCCCUUCCCCGGAGUAUCAGAGCCCGGACACGCAGCAGGAGGGCGGGGAGGAGGAGGAGGAGGCGGCGGCGGUGGUGGCCCAGCAGGCUGUAGCCAUGGCGGAACCCUCCACCUCGGACUGCAUUCGCAUUGAGCCCGACACCACCGCCCCGAGCACCAACCACGAGACCAUUGACCUCCUCGUCCAGAUCCUUCGGAAUUGUUUACGGUACUUCCUGCCUCCGAGUUUCCCCAUCUCUAAGAAGGAGCUGAGUGCUAUGAAUUCAGAUGAGCUAAUAUCGUUUCCUUUGAAAGAGUACUUCAAGCAGUAUGAAGUGGGGCUCCAGAACCUGUGCCAUUCCUACCAGAGCCGUGCCGACUCGCGGGCCAAGGCCUCCGAGGAGAGCCUGCGUACCUCCGAGAGAAAGCUCCGUGAGACAGAGGAGAAGCUGCAGAAGCUGAGGACCAACAUUGUGGCGCUCCUGCAAAAGGUGCAGGAGGACAUAGACAUUAACACAGAUGACGAGCUGGAUGCCUACAUCGAGGACCUGAUCACCAAGGGGGACUAAGAGGCCUGGAGCCAGAGAUCAGCUCCCCUGCCCCUCAAGGCAGAGCUCCUGGGGGUGGAGUUUCAUUUAUGGGUUGAUGGACUUACCUUGGUUUGACUCACAUGGGAUAUUUGUGCUUUUGGAGGGAAAGAGACUCUGAUUCUUUGAAUCUUCCUCCCUAAGUUUAUAAAUAUUUAUUUUUUAAAAGAAACAAGAUGCUGUGCCUGCUGUGAGACCAUACAUUUUUUUGGUGACUCUUGGGCAGAGAACAGAAGCAGGACGCCAAGUCUGAGCUGCUUCUCUUGGCUCCUGGCUCCUCAAGAUGUGGUGAAUCCAGUGUUGUUUGGAAGUUGGGGAGGCUCCAGGGGCAGGGCUGGGGGAGGGACAUGGUCCCCCAGGCUGGUGCUCCCCCAGGAACUCCAAUCCAGGGGAUCCCCACAGGGCCACAGUCAGGAGGAGGCUCAGCGUUGAGCAGCUCCCUGUCUCGUGGCUCCUGCCUCAGGUCGGGGAUGUGAGUGGUGGCCCAAGUGGUUGGUCUUGGCUGUGGCACCGUCCAGACAGCUUGGGGAAGAAAGAUCCUCCUGUUCAACUUCCCCAUCCACCACCUAAUUUCUCCCUGCUGGAGAACUAACAAUGGACAGUGAGGUUUCCUGCCUCAAAAACUUGAGUCCAGGUUGUGGCAUGGACAGAUCCGACUCUGGUCAGACUGCUGACCUGGGUAACACACUGAAUGUUUGAAUUCCAAAGGAUUCCUUUUAGGAAAGGACCAUGUGUGUGAAGGAGCCCCUGUGCUGGUUGUUAGUGGCCUUGUCUGUGGGUGUGGCAGGGCCCUAGGGAGCGCACCUUCCUCAAUGGUCCCGGCCAUCUGGAGAGCCUGGUGCUGUUUUUUCUCUUACUGCGUCCCCCCUGUCUGGCCCCACCAGGCCCAGUCAAGGUCCCUGCUUUGGGGCAGAUAGGAGGAGAGGGGGUCACUGAGCCACAGGGACUCCAGAGGUGGCUCUGCAGGAAGCACACCACACCUUCCUUCCCACCUGGUCACAGCCUCAUACAGCUGUGUCCCUCAACUUCUCAGGGUCCGAGACAAAAGCAAGAGUUGCUGAAUUUUCUCUUUAACGGCCAUUGGAA